AUGAUCAUGAUUUGUAUGAUGUGGAUGUUCAUCUCCAUCAACUCUCUCCUACUCCACGCAGAAUCAGACAGUGGUCACGAGUUUUCAAUAUCUAAGAGAAGUUUUGAAGUCGGACAAUUCAAGGAGGGACUUUGCAAUUUUAGACGAGGAGACAUGGUGUCAAGCAGUUCGGAAUCGGAGUUGCUGGCCUAUUUUAAACUUAUAUUUCUGCUCCACGAGACAUGGGAGGUUGAUCCAUCAGGCAGGCUCUUCAUUAGGACCGCUCAGAAGGGACAAGAGGCAGACUGCAAAGGCCACAAAGAUUUGAGGGUCACUAAAAAUGCAGAGACCACACAUGCAAGGUUAAUAAAUCAUGAAAACGUUGGACUGCCCUGCGCAUUUGAACCCAGUCAACUGCAAUACCAGAAUUCUGAACACUACAACAUCUCGCCCACCAAACGAUUUAAUAAUAAGGAAUAA
Helobdella robusta is the source of this 459-nucleotide messenger RNA. RefSeq lists its product as hypothetical. The transcript has 5 exons. The record is from RefSeq and is a predicted model, not a curated record. Lineage: Eukaryota; Metazoa; Annelida; Clitellata; Rhynchobdellida; Glossiphoniidae. Bases 1 to 459 code for a protein of 152 amino acids.